CAACUUUGAUUUAGCCCUUGAUCUAUAGGACGCACCAAAUAAAGUGGUUUCAGAUGUCUAUUUCAAUGAUUGCAGAGUGAUAGCAACUGAAAGGAAACAUMAUGUUAUUUCUUACAUUUCUCGUCGUACUAACGUCGGCUACAUCGAUCAAAGCCACAAUUCAGAGAGAUAUUCUUACACUCAUGAACGAUCUACGUGGUCUUCAUUCAGCUGGCCCGCUGAUCAGCUCACCGACAGCAGCAACCUUUGCACAAAAAGCAGCCGAUAAACUUGCUAAAGACCACAACGUGAAUGGCAUAUAUAACCCACAUUUCAGUGUCAAUCACUGUGAAUUCACUGGUCAGUUUAGCAAGCUUGCGAAGACCUGUACAGUAGCCUGGUACACGACAAUGCGUGACCAUAGCUGGUGUAAUCCAACAGCCAAUGGGAAAUCACGACCAUUUGUUAAUAUGAUCUGGAAUACCACGGCCAGGGCUGGUACUGGAAUAUCAAAGGGUGGUAAUGGGAAGUACUAUGUUGUGACUUACUUCUCGCCAAAGAAGGGAUCAGACGUUAAAGGAAACGUCCAUCCAAUCAAAAUUGUAACAAAGGCCAGCGACAAAGCAAAGUGUGCCCCAGGCUACACUCGUUUCGGGUCAUCCUGCUUCAAGUUCCAUYCUGAGAAGGUCAGCUGGGAGCACGCCUUCACAAUAUGUGCAAACGAGAAUGCUACUCUAACUUCAGUUAGAAAUCAAAAAGAGGAAAAGUUCCURAGAAGUCUCCAAGAAAAAGGAAAGGGAAAAGGAUGGAUGUGGAUUGGCCUWCAUGACCGUACCGACGAAGGUAACUUUGCAUGGCUUGAUGGCUUAGAGUUUGCUAGCGGGGUCUGUGCUCCUGUUAGUGCCAAUGGAGGAGCUGCUGAAAAUUGCGUUGCCUGGACAACGGACAAGCCAAUCAGCUGUUGGUCUGACAAAAAAUGUUCUGAUCGCAAUUCGUUCAUGUGUAGGAUGCCCGUUGAUGGAAAAAUGACGUACAGAACAGAGAUAUUAUUCAAGAAAUUUCGAUGGAACCCGAACUUUAGGAACAAAAACUCCAAAGCCUUCCGAGAUUUGAGAAGAGGGAUCCAAGUGACGUUCAAUGAAGUAUUUCAACGUUCGUCUGGUCGUAUUGGAGGAGGACUGCGGUCAAUUAAAAUAAAAUCUGUACGACCACUGAGCAUAAAAGGACAGAAACGUGGUAUUGCAGUUACUCUGUCAAUGGAGUUUCGAGCUAAAGUGGCUGAUCCCACCCUGAAAUUUCAGAAAUUUUUAAGACCAUCGGAGCGUCUCAUCAGCAUUUCUGUAGAUAGUCCAGAUGUACAUCUGUCAGCAAUCGCAAGGACCCAGUGCUCAUUCCCUUGCAAGCGAUCUGGACACCAUUAUUGCCAUCAAUAUUAUAACCACCACGGGUAUAAUACAGGGACUUACAAUACCGUAUAUCAACACGCCGGACAUACAAAUACCGGAUACCAUCAUGGAUAUACAACAACAUACMAUGGAUACCAUCACCAUGGAUACCAUCACCAUGGAUAYCAUCACUGCCCUUCAUCGUGUGGACAAUAUACUUACARUACUUGUCCAUCAUACUGCCAUCAUUACUGCUGUAAUCAUCARGCAACGUCUACAGCUGUACCACCAACCAAGCAACCAACCACUCGAAAACCUGUAGCUACUGCCGUAGUGCAUACUGGGACACGUCCUGUUCCUCCUACAAACCCAUCGACUAACCACCUGGGAGGRUAUUCAUCAUAUCAGCCUUAUAACCCACAAUGCAAUACGUGUCACUAUCAAUACUCAUCACCCUUGUGCUAUACGUUCUGCGAUAAAAAAUGCUGUAAGGGACAUUCCUUGAAGAAAAGAGUAGACAACAUGAAAUCACAGAUCAAGAAAUUUAAAGCUAUGGUUAAGUACGGCAAAAACGCCGCCAUGUCCAAUGAUCAGAGUAACGUAUCGCCAUUGUCUGGUCCACAAGCAAAGGUCGCCAUGAAACUUCUUCAAAAGAAUAUUGCGAAACUGAAAGCUAAGGUUAAACAUCAACAAAAUAUCCCAGAUGACUUACUUGAAAAGGAUAUGGAAAAAGUUGACAAACAAUCUGGGGAGGAAAACGCACUGCCGAAUUUUGAAAGACAGCUCAAAGAUAUGGAAAAUGAUUUGAAUGGUAUUAUUCUGGACAAGAACGGCAUAUCUCCUGACCUGAAAAAUGAAGAUGACAAGGAAUUGGACAACUUUGAUAAUGAUAUACAGCCGCUUGAUCUUGCUAUUCAAGGAUCUCGAGAUCUUGACCUUCCUAAAAGUGUGCCAGCUACAAGAAUGAGUUAUCCUAAGCAUGAGAGAGAGAAAUUAAACAAAGAUCAUAAUGAGCAUUCUACUAAGAAUGUGUAUAAUGAACCGAAAGCUAAAUCAAGCAACCAUCAAAGUUACAGCGGAUCAUCUAAUGGACUUCAUGGUAAAAAAAUUAGUAGCCACAGCACGCCAAGUAGUUUUGUGAUCUCAAACAAUCAUCAGAGUGUACAAGCCCUCAACCUGAGCUAUUACAACCACGAGAGAGAAAAAGAGCCUGAUUACAAGAAGUAUUCUUUUAAAAACGAAUAUAAUAAGCCAAGCACUGGCGAUUCUUACAAUAGACCAAGCACUGAUCACUCUUACAAUGUGCCAAGCGCUGAUCACUCUUACAAUGUGCCAAGCACUGGUGACUCUGACAAUAAGCCAAGCACUGGUGACUCUUACAAUAAGCCAAGCACUGAUCACUCUUACAAUGGACCACAGAGUGAAACAUCGAACGAAAACCAUUCAUCAAGUUCAACUGAAUCUUACAAUGGUCCAAAAACGAAUGAAACAUACACAACCAAGUCAAGGAACGCUGGACCAGACAUUUCAACAUCUUCGAACGAAAAUCAUUCAACAAGUUCAACUGAGUCUUACAAUGGUCCAAAAACGAAUGAAACAUACACAACCAAGCCAAGCUCCUCUGGACCAGACAGUUAUAAAGGUCCAUCAACUAACACAAGCACUGACUAUUAUGAAAAGAUGAAUAAUACAUACAUUGGAUCGUCGGCUAAUACUAGUAUCACUGGAGAUGGAAGCACUUACAAUGAACCCAGUAGAAUCGACAAAUCUGAGCACACUGGAACGAAUGACACAGAACUUCAUGAAAAUCAAUAUUACAAUGAAACCAAUGGUCACAUUGGAGUUGAUAAUUACAAAAAAGGCAAACAUGGAAAUGAAGGUAUAAAAAGCCAAGCCAAAGAAACUGUAAAAAUCAAUACUACUACUUCAGAUCUCGAUAAUACAAAUAUCAAUUCAACACAAAAUGACAUGAUUGACGAUCUUCAAAAUGUCACAGCGAUCGAUAACUCCCCAGUGAACUUUGCACCAAUCAAUGCAUCGACCUCACAGGACACCAACACACCAAUAAAUGGCACCAACACACCAGACAUGACUCAUGAUGAUGAUGAUCAUAUAAUGAAUGAUGAUAUUGAAAGCAACAACCCAAACAACCAAGACAUCGACCACGAACAUAACCACCAAAAGAUGCUGAAAGAUACUGGUAAUCUAAAACAUGAAAAUAGUAUGGGAAAUACAACUAAAGAUAUGUCAAUGACAGAGGACUCAGCGGCGGCACGUAAAAGGUACAAGUUUUUGUAGAAGACGCGCAUGCUCUUCAGGUCCUUAUCAGUAUCUAUCAACACUUGGACAAUACUUAUAAUUAACAAUAACAACCUUGUUAACAAAAUUAUAUAUAUGGCAGUCUUAUCAAUCUUAUAAAACUAGAAAUGAUGUAGACAAGUUAUUGAUGUAGGUAUUAACCAAUGCUAGGGUAUGAUAACAUGCUUAGUUCDGUCAUUAGGUUAUGAAUGAAAAACAGAAUUAGACUCAUAUUCUAACAUAUUUGCCUCAAUGCUUAGUUKUUUAAUGGGAUUUWAAAWAAUCCAAGAURGCGGUCYAAGAUGGCGGAUCCUAAGAUGACGGAUAUUCUUGUCAAAAUUGCUUGCAGUAACACUGAAUAGCAUUAGCAUAAGAAAACUUAAACUAAAGUACAUCAGAUAACUAAAAUCAUAGUGUAAUCACAAUUUGAAACCUAAUGUAUACCUCAUAUUAAACUUUCUUAGUAAUUUAUUUUGUAUUUAAACCAAAUAAACWCAAAUUUAAACAAGAUAUUCGCGUGGUAUUUAAAAGCAUGGAAUAGAUCAUAAUCUUGGUUUACAACAAUCACAUGGCUUAAAAUCUACGUGAAAUAAAGAACAAAUAUGUGACGGCCAUGUUGG
Exaiptasia diaphana is the source of this 4282-nucleotide messenger RNA. RefSeq lists its product as uncharacterized. The record is from RefSeq and is a predicted model, not a curated record. The transcript has 13 exons. Lineage: Eukaryota; Metazoa; Cnidaria; Anthozoa; Actiniaria; Aiptasiidae. Bases 102 to 3662 code for a protein of 1186 amino acids.